AUGACAAAAUCACUUGGUGUUACAUUGAAUGGAACUAUUACAAUAAUUAAUCAAAAUAAAGACAUUAAUGAAUUACCAUUUAAUACAUCUUUUAUUCAAAUAGGUUCUGUUAAGAAAUUAGAAGAUAAAGAUCAAACAAAUAAAUUCAUAUCUGAAAUACCUAUCAUUAAAACAAAAGAUAAUAAAAAUAUAACUAUAAAAGAUAUAUGGAAGAAAAAAUUAUAUAUUACAACAGAACAUCCUCUCCCUUCUGAACUCAUAAGACAAAAAGUUCUUCAUAUUGAAGAAUAUCUUUGUACUCCAAUUGAAUGUUGUAUUGAUGAUGUAAUUAAGAAGAAGAAACAACUUACUUCACAAUUUAUUAUCUCAAAUCAAAGAAAUACUCCUACAAUGACUCUCUUAUCUCUUUUACAAGGUUCAUUAAUUCCUCAAGUGAAUGGUGGAAUUAUUGAAUAUUUUGAAAUGAUCAAAAGUACUGAUAUUAAUAAAGAAUAUCGUGAACAAUUAUUGAAUGAAAUAACUUCAUUUCUUGAUUUAUGUAAUGAAUGUUUAAAUCUUUAUGAAACAAUAUUAAACAAGAAAUAUUUUCAACUUCAUUUAAAAAUGAAAGAUGGAUUACAUUCUCUCUAUUCAAUUUUGAAUUCUCUUAUUAUUAAUGAUUAA
Molecule: messenger RNA, 663 nt
Organism: Entamoeba dispar SAW760
Lineage: Eukaryota; Evosea; Mastigamoebida; Endamoebidae
Exons: 2
Coding region: 1-663 (220 amino acids)
Biological process (GO): positive regulation of GTPase activity; small GTPase-mediated signal transduction
Molecular function (GO): guanyl-nucleotide exchange factor activity
Source: RefSeq, a predicted model, not a curated record